Messenger RNA from Paramisgurnus dabryanus, 6769 nucleotides. It is a transcript of the gene otud7b, whose product is annotated as OTU deubiquitinase 7B. Gene Ontology annotation, biological process: protein K48-linked deubiquitination; protein K11-linked deubiquitination; protein K63-linked deubiquitination. Gene Ontology annotation, cellular component: cytoplasm; nucleus. The record is from RefSeq and is a predicted model, not a curated record. Lineage: Eukaryota; Metazoa; Chordata; Actinopteri; Cypriniformes; Cobitidae. Gene Ontology annotation, molecular function: K63-linked polyubiquitin modification-dependent protein binding; cysteine-type deubiquitinase activity; zinc ion binding.
GUAGAGUUUCCUUAGAUGGGCGGAUUUGUAGCGCCUCGGUUGACAUUGUUGUUGUUGUGGGAGUAGGAAUGUAGUUAAUCGUCAAGUCUUUCCAAGACAAGAAGUGAGACGUAUUUUUUCAAUUAUACCUGAACAACAAAUUACCCCAGAGGAGGACAACGCCGGGACGAUUUUCAGCGAGCAGAAAGAGCGCAAGUGAGAAAUGAGAGAGAAAUUCCGCGAGGCCGCUCGAGGUGUGGCCAAAACGUUGCUUUUGCAGUAGGGGAGAAUUGUUCUCCAGUUUUUUCUCUGUCCUAAUGUCCCCGUCUGCACCGUAAAUUCAUGAUCACAUGACUUUGGAUAUGGACGCAGUCCUGUCCGACUUUGUCCGUUCUACUGGAGCUGAACCUGGACUGGCCAGAGACCUGCUUGAGGGCAAGAACUGGGACCUCACAGCUGCCCUGAGUGACUUUGAGCAGCUGAGACAAGUUCACGCCGGUAACCUGUCAUGCACCUUUACGGAGGACAGAGAUUACCCAAGCAUUGAAAAGGAGAUGGCACGAACACCACGUCCGCUCUUGCAUCGCCAGGAUGACGUCGUGCAAGCAGCCACAGAGAAGAGACUUUCGAGAGGGAUUUCUCACGCCAGCUCCACCAUCGUCUCCCUGGCCCGUUCGCAUGUAUCCAGUACGGGUGGCGUCAACGAGCCUCUGCUAGACACGCCGCUCUGCACCUUCCAGCUGCCCGAUCUUACCGUCUAUAGAGAUGACUUCCGCGGCUUCAUCGAGAGAGACCUUAUCGAGCAGUCGAUGAUGGUGGCAUUGGAGCAGGCUGGGCGGCUUAAUUGGUGGACUCGUUUGGGUACUGCCAGUCAGAGCUUAUUGCCACUGGCUACUAGUGGAGAUGGGAACUGUCUGUUACAUGCAGCCUCUUUGGGUAUGUGGGGCUUCCAUGAUCGGGACCUAAUGCUGCGUAAGUCUCUCUAUGCACUGAUGGAUCAUGGGCAGGAGAGGGAGGCUUUAAAGCGCAGAUGGAGAUGGCAACAAACCAUGCAGAACAAAGAGUCGGGUUUGGUGUACACAGAAGAGGAAUGGCAGAAGGAGUGGAAUGAACUGUUGAAGCUGGCAUCCAGCGAACCCAGAAUACACUACAGCACCAAUGGCACCAAUGGCGCCGAGUCACAAGAAGAGCCGGUAUACGAGAGUCUAGAGGAGUUUCACGUGUUCGUUCUGGCCCAUGUUCUCCACAGGCCCAUAGUGGUGGUGGCCGACACCAUGCUGCGGGACUCUGGAGGAGAAGCAUUUGCACCAAUCCCAUUUGGAGGGAUUUACCUUCCUCUGGAAGUAGCUGCCAACAAGUGUCACCGCUCCCCGCUUGUUCUGGCUUACGACCAGGCACAUUUCUCCGCCCUAGUUUCAAUGGAGCAAAAGGACGGUUCAAAAGAACAAGUGGUGAUCCCUCUGACGGACUCUGAUCAUAAGAUGUUGCCUUUGCACUUUGCUGUGGAUCCCGGGGCAGAUUGGGAAUGGGGAAAAGAUGACAAUGACAAUGUGAUGUUAGCAAGUGUAACUUUAUCUCUGGAGGCCAAGCUCCAUCUGCUGCACAGCUACCUGACUGUGACUUGGCUUCCUCUGCCAUUUGAGGUACAGCAGGCCCCACUGGCCCAACCAGAGUCACCUACAGCGUCCGCAGGUGAGGAUGCCCGCACCCCGCCAGACUCCGGAGAGUCCGAUAAGGAGUCUGUCAGCAGCAGUUCCAAUGGAAACGGAGACGGUAGUGCAGGCGGAACCAGUGGAACAACUGGCAAAACUAGUGGUGGAUCUUCAAGUUCCUCAAGCUCGUCCAGUAACAGCUCGGCAGGGAUGACCGGCACACUGGGCAAGGAGAAAGGCAAAAAAGACAAAGAAAAAGAUAAAGACAAGAAACGGGCAGACUCGGUUGCCAACAAGCUGGGUAGCUUUGGCAAGAGUCUGGGCAGUAAGCUGAAGAAGAAUGUAGGAGGUCUGAUGACAGGAAAAAAUGCAAGUGGGACUGGAGGCAAACAGGAUGGUCAGGAAAAGAAGAAAGGCUCACUGAAAGGUAGUAAAGGGAGUAAGGAGAGCUGUCCCUCCAAUCAGACCGGCUCUGAGGACUCCGGAAAAGGUUCCCCGUCCUCGAACAGCGAGCGGCAAAACGGAAACUGCUCAUCGGAAAGUGACACUUAUAAAUACAGCUCGGACGUGAAGGUGAGUCUCAGCAUUCUCCGAUCCGCUAUGCAAGGCGAAAGGAAGUACAUCUUUGCCGCAGCACUCGCUACAAGCAACCGGCAGCCUUUCCAAGAAGAGAUGAUCCAGCGCUACCUGUUGGACGCAGAGGAGCGUUUCCAUGCAGAGCAGGAACAACGGAGAGAAGCCGAACGGAAAGCACCGGGUGGUCUAGCACCAACCCCCGGAUCCCAGUUGAAAAAAGACGGGCCGGAUCUAUGUUACAGAAGUUAUGAAACCAAGGAAGAAGCUACUGACAACUCUGCUCCUACCUUCACAAUAAAGCCCUCUGCUUUCACCCCAUUAAUGUACUCUGGUGUGGUUCCCAUUCCCAGGCCCACCAUCAUUGAUCACGCACCUCCCACACUUACCCAGCAUAUGCACAUGCACGGUUACUUGGAUACGCGACGGCAACUUGCGGGAGGCGCGCCUUCCUCUUACCCCGGCCUGCCGUCUUACGCCACGCUUCCACGGCACUGCCCCUUGGCGCAGGGCCCUCCACAUAUCCAAUACCAACCGCCCUCCGCCACUUUGGCUAGCCCGUCCCGUAUCAACCCCUGCUUGUCGUCUUUUCCCCACGAACGUGAGCCUGCCGAUUACCCACCCGAAACGACAGGAGGAGGGUACACGAAUGGCUUGCGGGACUUUCGGUCUACAUUGGACAGUCGCAAUGGCCCAAUGCCUGUCAGGCAUUAUUCCUUAGGCAGCGCAGGCGGCCUGGCCAACCUGCCGUCCAGCAAAUGCCGAACGCCUACCUGCAAUUUCUACGGCCACCCGGAGACAGGCAACUACUGCUCGUGCUGCUACAAAGAGGAGUUGAAGAGGAGGGAAACAGAUCCAACCAUCCAUAGGUUUUGAAUGGAAAGUCUGUUCUCCUAAAGGACUAUGCGAGCUACAUCAUAUCCUCUUUGCCUGGAUCUUGUCUUAACACGAGAGUUCCUGGGAGGACAAUGAUGAUUCGCCAUGGAAAUGGGACUGCUGUUGUGUUACGUUUGCUGUGGCUCAUAGGCAGGUGUUUCAAGCUCUGCCGGUCGUGGUCAUCCUCGUACCCGUCUCCCCCUAGUGGCAAGCAUGCAGAGCACAUGCAACGUGCAAAGAACAAAUGCAUAGCAUACCCCCAAAAAACACGUUGAGCAAAACCAUAAAAUACGUAUUGUGUAAAAAAGACGAUAAGAAAUGGGAUUGUGCUGCAGUCGAUAAUGUUAUCCACAUUAGCCCAGUUUUACUUUAAUGCUCUGUUACUUUAUUCUGCACCAAUUUUAAAGCUAUACCUGGCUUGAAUUAGACGUCCUACCUUCUUUAAGAUUCAACUUUUUAAUCGUAUGGAGCUGAACCUUGACAGCCAAAGGUUCCCAGUCACCCGUUCACACAUUUUGAGCUACCGCUGUUUAUCUUCAAAGUGUAAAAUGUGUCCCAGCCUAAUAUUAACUCACUUCAUAUGCCCCAUUCAUUCAUAAAUGGUACAUUGUGCUGUCUUUACGCUAACGCUAAUCGAUUAGCUUUAGUAAAAAAGGUACUCGCAGGUCAAAGAGGGCUAAUGUUGAAAACAUUUUCCAACAUUGUGAAAGUAAGCUCCAUUCUUUACCAAAUUAAAUAUUGUUUCUGGGUUAACAUUGGGGUGUGCUAUCCUCAAAUUCACUGGAUUUAUAUUUCACGAUUAUCGCCUCAGUUACUCGUGACCGAGCAGUCGCUGCACAAAAUCAAGCACUUUUCUAACGUCCCAAUGUUAUGCGUGUACAGGUGCGGGCCUUAGACGUGACCGUGACAGACUGUUAUGUUUCUGUGCUCUCGUUGGACAGCAGCUUCACUCGUGUAGACUGUGCGGAGGUCAGGGUUUGACUUUCGGUGCCACUGUGUCGUUCGCAGGUUCACCUCUUUCCUAGUUGCCUUUUUAGUCUUAGUUCAGUCCUCCGGACCAGGGGAUCGUUGAACUGAAUUUAUACUUUUGGGUUGUCUGUGUUUGUGGAUGCAGAGGAUACUCGCAUGUCCUCCGGUAUAUAAACUUUGAUGCUCUGUGCGUCUUGAUUUUAUCAACGUACCCUUUCAAAGCCAGCUAGUCGUAUUAAUGGGUUAGGUCACCUAAAAUGAUCAUUAUAAAUAGUCACUAUUUAUUUACCCUCGUUUACCAAGUCCAGUGGAAAACAUAAGGUGAUCGUCCUGGGCAUUUCCACACAAAUAUUUAAAUGUUGAGCUCCAAAAAACAUAAGUUGUGCACUAUUAAGUUUUCAGAUUUUUUUUAACCAUUAUUUACUUUCGGCCCGUUCUUCAGAACCUACAAUACCGUGCACGAGUCGUUUGAACAAGUUUUAAUACUUUUAUGUUGCUGCUUUUUCAAGCUUUGGUCCGUAUCGACUUUCAUUAUAUGCCCUAAAUAAAUAUGUUUUACAAGUUUUAAAGGGCGUGAGGGUGAAUAAAUAAAGACAAUUUUUUCAUUCUUGUACUGUCCCUUUAAAUUCUCAUCGCUCAUGUGAAAUGGGGUGUUAUUGUACUGUAAGAGGAUGUUUCCAUCUUCAUUUGAAUAGCUGAUGUGUGCAACCGGUGUACCAUAUUGGUAGUAAAGCUAAUAAAUUAAAUUAAAGCUAAUAAAGUAAAUUAAAAUACUUUUCAUUUGGCGCCCCCUUGCAUUUCUCGUUUAAGUUUUUUCAAUCACUCUACACUGCAAAAAAUGAUUUUCAAGAAAACAAAUUCUUAGUAUAUUUGUCUUGUUUUCAGUAAAAAUAUCAAAAAACUCUUAAAUUAAGAUGCUUUUUCUUGAUGAGCAAAACGACCCAAGAAAAUAAGACCAAAAAUAUCAAAUUUAAUUGAUUUUGUGCAUAAAACAAGCAAAAAAAUUGCCAAUGGGUUAAGCAAAUUUUUAUUGCAUUUUUCUUGAAUUUAGUGUUUAAGAAAAAUUUUCAAGAUUUUUUUGCUCACCCCAUUGGCAGAUUUUUUUGCUUGUUUUAUGCACAAAAUCACUCAAAUUAUUUUUGGUCUAAAAACUAGACUUAUUUUGCUCAUCAAGAAAAAGCAUCUUAAUUUAGGAAUUUUUUUAUAUUUUUACAGAAAACAAGACAAAAAUACGAAGAAUUUUUUUCCUGAAUUUUUUUUUUUUUUGCAGUGUAUUGACAAAUGACAUAUUAAAGCUCAAUUAUUUAUUACCUUUUGACGAAGUUUUGAAACAAAAAUUGAACUUAAAAUAUUUUGACGUUAUCCCCUCUACUAACCAGUAGAUGGCGCACUUGUUAAGGUUUCUUCUGGCAGCGAUCACCUCUAUUUCUAUCAAAGCAGGACAUCCUUGUGACCUCGUGAGACUGACAGAUUUGAAUUUCACAGUGUAAGGAAUGGAAAAGGGGACGCUGCUGCUUUUAGAUGAAUAAAGUACUUUUUUUGUUUAUUUUGGUCAAGCACAUUUGAAUAUAUUUAAUGCAAGCAAAUAAGUCGAUGUAAUUUAACAAUUAUGCCUUGAGUAAGGCAUAUAACAUUCACCCUGACAUCAGAUUUCCACUUUGCUAAUUCGCAAAAAAAGGAAUUCAGCGCACGUUUUUGUGUGUUUAGUGUUUGUGUGCGUGUGUGUGUGUGUGGUAAAUAUAUUGCAGCUUCAAGGCACAAACCGAGAGGAACUUGUCACCAAAAUGACAAGCUUGGUUGUACCGUAGCUUUCGUUCGAAUCCAUUUAUUUAACGAAUGGAGAAGUCGUUCAAGCCACCUUGAGCGUUGGACUUCAAUGCGAUUGCAGUCAUUUCUGUGUUUAGAAAUGAAAAAUGUUGUAUAAAUGCGUUCAAGUUAUUUUUGUAAAUCAAAAGCAGUUUUACAGUGUUUUUUAAAGAUACGAAUGUAUGCUGUAGGACAGUAAACCAAGUUGAAGUCAAUUGAAUCGAUGGUGGAGUCAGUAUUUUGGGGCGUAGGUUGACCAAGAGAAGCUUCUUAAAAUGUGAGCGUUUCUUGUGAACAAACUCAUUUCUCCAUCGAGAUGGUAUGAUUUAAAUAUAUAUAUAUAUAUUUGUAGUAAGAUUUUUCAAACGUUUGGGAAGUUUAGUUCUGCAACUAAGAUGUUCUUUCUUAAAUGGCAAGUUGUCAAACAGACGGGCCGCCCUAAAUUGCCUAAUUUCUAUUUUUAAAGCUUAAUCAAAGUUUUGACUACCUUUUGUUUUUUUUAUGAUGGUGAUAUCCACCUUCGUUUUCACACACUAAAUCCUCUUAUUUAAUACAGUGGGCUUUGUUUCUUUGUAGCUUACUUACUAUUUUUAUAUGGUAUGUUUUCAUGGAUGUGACAGAGUUACAGUCAACAGCACAUUCGAGUUUGCAUGAGACUGAAACUGUUGCAUGUACAGAACUGACAGAUGCAAUUUACUAAGUCAUAUUUGUGCAUUACUUCUGGCGAAUCGGGCAGUUUGUGGUUCUCUUCAGCUGUAUUUUAUUUGAACUUUUCUCCUUGUUUGAGGGGUGACCCCAGGCUGUGUGACAGUGCAAUCUAGGUGGAAAGAACAUCUGAUUUUUAUGUUAGUUUUUAUUUUAUUUCUCUUACUUUUUGCACCGUUUUAAUAAAAUUCUCAUUGUAUUUAAACACA